GACACUGUAGAGAUGCUCAGAAACCUGAAUAGGAAGAGUGCGGAUUAAAUCCUCGUCUUUAACGAACCAAGGAGCUUUAAAAUAAAAGCUUCCUCGAAAGACCUACAGAUGAGUCUAAUCCUGUUUGCCAUGUGAGGAGUGAUAUGUAAGCCCAGGUGUCAUCCCACCUUGCGGGUGGUGGGGAGAAGAAAUGCUGUGUUCUAUUGCCAUGACAACAAGACUUAUCGUUCUAACCUGGCUCAUACAGACAUGUGCAUGGGGCAAUCCCAUUGUGCCAGUUCCCAAGGCAGGGGAAAGGGAGCGGCUAGAGUGGGCACUAAGCCAUUCCAAGCAGGGCGAGGUGAACCCCAGUGGCCAACAGCGCCUGGAGGACAUUGAUAGUCUAGGACUUGAAGGGGUGAGAGGUGGCAACAAGACAAGCAGUAGCAAAAUGAAACCCAGCUGGAGCUCCUUAAAGCGAGGAUCUAAACUUCAGGGAAAGAUUCUAGAGGUCUGGACUGAGCAGAACUCUGUAAGGAAAACUGAUGAAGAUCCGACAGGAGAGGCCAAUGCCUCAUUGGACACCACUGACGAGUAUGCAUAUCCUGAUUAUAGAGGCAAGGGAUGUAUGGACGAGACAGGAUUUGUGUUUGCCAUUGGUGAAAAGUUUACUCCUGGACCCUCCACAUGCCCUUGCUUGUGCACGGAUGAGGGACCCCUGUGUGACCAGCCAGAGUGUCCAAAAGUCCACCCUCGUUGUCUGCGUGUGGACACCAGCCAAUGCUGUCCUCAGUGUAAGGAACAGAAGAAUUACUGUGAAUUUAGAGGAAAGACUUACACAUCCCUGGAGGAGUUCAAGGUAUCUCCAUGUGAGAAAUGCAGAUGUGAACCCAGUGGGGAGGUUUUGUGUUCUGUCUCGGCUUGCCCGCAGACAGAGUGUGUGGAUCCUAUAUAUGAGCCUGACCAGUGCUGCCCAGUGUGCAAAAGCGGACCCAACUGUUACGCGGACAAUGCAGUAAUCCCAGCGGGCCGUGAGGUUAAGAUUGACGACUGCACCAUCUGCUACUGCACGUACGAGGAAGGUACCUGGCGCAUUGAACGGCAGGCCACCUGUAGCAGGAACGAGUGCCAGCGAAGCUAGGGAUACCUUCAGCUUACGCUACAUCCAGCCUUCACCUAGACAGCUGUCAAUCUGGGGGACGCAGCCCAGCUGGGCUCUGUAACGGCCCAACAGCAGCAUUGAGCCUCACGCACACUGGUGGGAUUUGGGGGGAUUACAUCUGUCAUGACUGUCUGUGACAGCUCGUCAUGAUCUGACCUCAGUAGCAUUGUUAGUUAGCCUAAGAGAAAGGCUAGUGGCCAGGCCACAUUGUUCUACAUUCCUCAUGCCGUUUCAGAGCCUGAAAUAUGACAUAAAGUGUCAUGUAAAGUGCUGUGUUCCUGAUACUGUUAUAUAUUCACAAGCUGGAGCAAGGGGCAUGGGGGAUCAAUUCACUUAUAUUAUUACUUUGACUUUGUAUUGAGAUUUCUAACUAGUGUAAAAAAGAUAUUUAUUUACAUAUGUACUGAUAAAAUUGCGAAGACAGGAGGAAAUUUGAUUUACAGUUAAAUUAUAUUUUUUAUAGCUACAGGAUUUUGAUAUGUUAUAUAAAUAUAUAUAACAGGGUAAGAAUUUAGUGCUACUUAUAAGAAUGUAUACAGAAUAAACAGCUGUCACUGCGGAUGAAGGCAAAACAUUGUCAGACGUCAGGAAGACAAGCUGUAGCCAGCAAUCAAAUGAUAAACACACUUCUCAGCAUGUUACACAGCACAAUGGAUGUGAUAACAGUUUCAGCAAA
Tachysurus vachellii is the source of this 1817-nucleotide messenger RNA. It is a transcript of the gene vwc2, whose product is annotated as von Willebrand factor C domain containing 2. The transcript is spliced from 4 exons. Bases 191 to 1120 code for a protein of 309 amino acids. Gene Ontology annotation, cellular component: AMPA glutamate receptor complex. The record is from RefSeq and is a predicted model, not a curated record. Gene Ontology annotation, molecular function: protein binding. Gene Ontology annotation, biological process: negative regulation of BMP signaling pathway. Lineage: Eukaryota; Metazoa; Chordata; Actinopteri; Siluriformes; Bagridae.